CUCUUCCUGUAAUCUAUCGCAUGUUUUUAUUUACAGGAAGUUGCGCAAUAGAAUAUGUGUUUACCUUUGCUGCUUGUGCGCUUCACUUCACUUAGAUCACACAGCAAUGAGCGAGAAUGACAAAUAUAACGGACACACGCGUCGUGAUUGUUGCUGCAGUCAUUCGUGUGUUUAUAUUUAACUUUCUUAUUAUUAUUACGUGGUUAUUUGAUGGCAUCCGAACAUAAGUUCGACUUUCUUAUUGUUCUCACUCAUUCUCAUCGUCCCGUUGCCUCCACUUGGACCAGUGCUUCACCUUUUGGAUGUACUAUACGCAAUCACUGCUGGUUUUCUUGUAUUCUUUGGUAAGGUUUGGGGUUGGGUGAACCGAUACGUCAUCUCGCCAUUGCUGACUCUUUUGACACCUGUUGUAAAUUGGAUUUUCCGUCGUUAUAUCACGGCGAAAAAUGUCGCGAGGGUACUUGUGCGACUCACCAAAACAAUAAUUGAGCGAUAUUUUCCUUCAUUCCUGAGCGAAAUCCUUUUUUGGCUCGGCGAAUCGAUUCUGGCUCCUCCAAUCUUUUGGGCAAGGAAGAUCUACUUGUUUGUUAAUGGUCCUUUACGUCUGGCGCAUCGCAUUUUCAUUCGAGUCCACGGUAUUUAUAUGAAUGAUUCGAACGAUCGCGUGAACACUUGUACAAGGUAUAUCAUCAAAGUGCUUCUGACCGGAACUGCAUUGAUUAUAGCUUUACCGAGCCCAGUAUCUUUGUUGAACUAUUUUGUUACCGGAUAUGGAUAUCCCGGAUCCACCAUAAGGUUCCAGUACUGCCCUGCUUUGCGGAGCAUUGACUUAAAGUCUUACCUAUUCUUGGAAGUUUCCUAUUCGCUGUGGAACAUAUUACGAACUCUGUGUUUUUUUCUCUUCAGCAAAUGCAUGUUCAGUGGCUCGUGGACUAUUACCAUGAACAUCAAAACACAAAUUGGGCCCUGGUACAAUACCUGGCUCAUGGGAUACGCCAGAAUGCUCAUUGUUGGGCUGGUGACCCCAUUUGUGCUACCGUUUCAAUGCAUGUGGCAGGUCAUAAACAAUACCCUUUGCCCUGUAAGUCACAUAGCAUUUUUGGCAAUACUGAACGGACAUAAGCGCUCCAACUUCUUUUUGGUCUACUACGGCAUAUGCUCCAUUAUUGUGCACAUGGAAAGCGUCUUGGUAGCGCUCGUUGCCACGUUGCACAGUCUGCGCGUGAGUGUAAAUGAUCACGUGAGUUUGAUGCUAUGCAUGAUAGAACUAUACCUCGUUUUGAACGUGUCUUGGAAAACGUGUAAACUCACUUGGAGAAAAAUCAAGUCUCCCAAUGAAGAUGUGUUGUGGGAAACUUGCUCUCACAGCGAGUGAAACUUCAAGUUUUACUGAUUUGCUCAUAUGUGUAUAAGGAGGUCUGCUAGCUGUUUAGUUGGAUUUUGUUCGGACGACAAAGGCAUUGUCUGUUGGAAAACCAUGCGUGGACUAAAGACUCUAUGUGCUAGUAAGUGUUAACGUGCCUGAAUAGUUACAAGAGGGUGCUAAUAUACUGCGGCCGACCGCGCGAAGACCGAAUAGCGCUAUCCACUGGAUAGCAAAUUUUUUGAACGUUUAAAAUAGCCCUCUUAAAAGAGAAAAAUGUAAGGUUUGAAAUGAGCAUUCCCUAAAAGAAAAUAUUUCUUCCAAGAUUACAAAAAUUUCUAUGUCGUAAGGAAAAUAUAAACAACAUUUUUACAAGUUUGAAAUUUUACUAUUCAAUGGAUAACGCUAUUCGCCCUCUGACCUGUUAAUUAAUUGUAAAGUACGAAUUUAGCAUAUAUAAAGAAAAAGAUGUUUAAGUAUAUAAUAGUAUAAAUUAACGCAAAAUCAACGUUGCAUAUAUCGUUAUUGUGGUCAUAUUAUAUUUAUUUACUAAAUUGAA
Xenia sp. Carnegie-2017 is the source of this 1922-nucleotide messenger RNA. RefSeq lists its product as uncharacterized. The record is from RefSeq and is a predicted model, not a curated record. The transcript is spliced from 7 exons. NCBI's taxonomy places the organism in Eukaryota, Metazoa, Cnidaria, Anthozoa, Malacalcyonacea, Xeniidae. Bases 644 to 1375 code for a protein of 243 amino acids.